This is a messenger RNA of Folsomia candida, 969 nucleotides long. Its product is annotated as zinc finger and BTB domain-containing protein 17-like. The transcript is spliced from 3 exons. The coding region runs from base 73 to 969 and encodes 298 amino acids. Gene Ontology annotation, biological process: regulation of DNA-templated transcription. The record is from RefSeq and is a predicted model, not a curated record. Lineage: Eukaryota; Metazoa; Arthropoda; Collembola; Entomobryomorpha; Isotomidae. Gene Ontology annotation, molecular function: RNA polymerase II cis-regulatory region sequence-specific DNA binding; DNA-binding transcription factor activity, RNA polymerase II-specific.
UAUUGUCCUGCUUAAAACGAUCCGGAUUCUUAUACAAUUCCAUCGACUUCAUAACUCACACCAAGAAAAAAUAUGACGCAGGAAUGUCCCCAUUGCCCGAAAAGCUUCACAUCUACACGUUCCUUAUCCCGAAAUCUCGCCACGCAUGACGACACGGCUCAAAUUAAGUGUCAAAUUUGUAGAAAAACUCUAAAAAACCGUGGCGGCCUGUCCACCCACUUGAGCAGGAUUCACAACAAUCGGAAAAUCCAUCGUUGUGCAAUUUGCCUUCGAAACUACGCCUCUCCGGGGGGUUUGGAAAAUCACGUGGCAGCCGUGCACACCCCGGGACCACGACCCCAUUUUCCAUGCAAGUUUUUACACUGUGACAAAAAAUUUGUGAGCAAGGGAGCCCUUACAAACCACUUUAAAGUAGUUCACUCCGAGAACCCGGUCCGAUUUCGGUGCACCCUUUGUAGCAAGGAAUUGAAAUCUAAGGCCAGUUUAAUGAAACAUAUUGCCAUUCACACGACCGAGAAGCCCUUCAAGUGCGCCGAAUGUGGGCACAGUUUCGUGGACAUGAGUGACUUGUCAAGUCAUGAGGAAACACAUCGGGAAAAAUCUGUCCGAAAUAGAAUCAAAUGUCACCUCUGCCCAAUCACAUUCUUGACCCGCACCGGGAAACGGCUUUAUGUUCAGAAUUAUCACGAGGAUCAGAGCAAGUAUCCCUGCCCAAUUUGUGACAAGAGGCUAAAAACUGCGAACAAUUUAAAGUUCCACGUCGAGGCGAAGCACACCACGGACAAGGAGCUCCGCUACGCGUGCGACCAGUGUGAGUACAAAAGUUGGAAGAAGUUCAGCCUGAGAAAGCACGUGAAACGGAGACACGUGGAGGGGCGAGGGACCACGUGUUAUUUCUGUGGGAGGAACUACUCCGCGUUUACUGAUCUCGUACGACAUUGCAGUUUCAGACAUACUCUGGAGAAAUAA